AGAAGGUCGAAUACGCAGGAGCAAACACAAAUCUCAUGAAGGUAUCUCUGGUGGGCUGGCCAAUAGAUUAGUUUGAUCUCGCACCGUUGAGUAUAGAACCGAGAUCUUGAUCGAGGGGACUUUCUCGAACAUCUUGUCCACGAUCCUACAAGCCAUGCCUGAUCUGACGGACCGCGACCGGAAGUUCCAACUCUACUUCACCCUCCUGGCGCCCCAAUACGCCCACUUGACCUCGAACACCACCUACGACCUCCUCCUGCAAGCCUUCAACGGGCCGCUCAAGCAACGACUCAGCGGCGUCCUCAGCUCGUCCGACUCGGUGACUGUGCACGACAAUGCUUCGGGCCCAGGCACUGCCACCUCGGCGUUGCUCGACUUCUGCCACAGCGCCGACCUCCCAACGCCCACCGUCUACGCCACAGACUAUACCGAAGCCAUGAUCGACGCGCUGCAGCGCCUGAUCCCGGCUCGAGGCUGGACCAAGGUCGCCGCCCGCGUCGCCGACUCCCAAUCCCUGGACUUUGGAGAGGCCACCUUCGACCUCGGCAUCGUCAACUUCAGCAUCGCCAACUUCAACGACGCCGCGUUGGCGAUGCGGGAACUGCACCGGACGAUCAAGCCCGGCGGGACAGCCAUAGUCGCGAACUGGGAGACGUUCGGGUUCGCGACCGUGCUCAACACCGCGAUGAACAAAGUCAGACCCGGCGCGGGCCCGCUACCCGCGGCGGGCCAGGAGUUCAUGCAGGAGGACGUCCUCGUGCAGACGCUGGUCGGCGCCGGCUUCGAGCGCGACAAGGUCGCGGUCCACCUGACCGCGAUCGUGGUGGGUGACGCCGAGAGGCUGGCCGGGAUGACGGACUUCAUGACCGGGCCGUAUCUGGGCCCCGUGGCGGCGACGUUGUCCGAGGACGAGAAGAAGGAGUGGCCUGCCGCGGUGGCCAAGUCGAUCGAGGAGGCCAAGGCCGCCGACGGUGGUGUGGUCUGUAAGGCAUGGGUGCUUGCUGCAUCGAAGUAGUAGAGUAGUAGCCGUGGAGAUGAGGUUGGUGGUGAGGAUGCACCCAUAUACUUCGAGGUGCAGAGUAUAGGUCGCUACUUCAUCAAUCCAUUUACUUGGCCUGUGUACUAGAAAAAGGGGAUGGGUGUAGUGCUUCCACCGACAUACACAGUAGGUACCAAGGCAUGUAAAC
Messenger RNA from Cladophialophora immunda, 1187 nucleotides. RefSeq lists its product as uncharacterized. Lineage: Eukaryota; Fungi; Ascomycota; Eurotiomycetes; Chaetothyriales; Herpotrichiellaceae. The record is from RefSeq and is a predicted model, not a curated record. Gene Ontology annotation, molecular function: S-adenosylmethionine-dependent methyltransferase activity. The transcript has a single exon. Bases 155 to 1015 code for a protein of 286 amino acids.